GCUUAUAAUUAAACUUUAAACAUUGGUCACAGUGCACUUUUGGUUGCAGUUGCAGUCUGCUCCAGCAAUUCCGGUAGUUGCAUUUAGUGCGCCCGAACGCAACAAAGCUUUGUGCGGUUCCGUCUCAAAUCCGUGUGCUGUGCUGCCCGUCAACAAUGGUGAGUUUGGAAGAGUUUCGUGCGUACCGUUCACCGCUGAAAGAUUUCUACGCCGGAAAAUAUGUACUGCUUACCGGUGGUAGUGGAUUUCUAGGGAAGCUUUUGAUAGAGAAGCUAAUCAAAUGCAACGUGGCGGAAAUACUGUUAAUUCUUCGCCGGAAGAAAGGGCUGAGUCCUGCCGACCGGUUGGAGCAACUGCUCGGCAAGGAACCGGUGUUCGUGAACUACGCGAAGGAUCCGGAGCUGUAUCUGUCGAAGAUACGGCUAAUCGAAGGUGACAUCAGUGAGGUUGGAGUCGGUAUCGGUAAUGAUGAUCUCGAGUAUAUUUACGAGCGUACAAACAUUAUCGUUCACGCUGCUGCCGAUGUACGGUUUGACGAAUCGCUCAAAGAGUCGAUUCAAACGAAUGUGCGCGGCACGCAAGAGAUGCUGAUGAUUGCCGAAAAGUGUCGAAAUCUGGAGAUAUUCACCUACAUAUCAACGGCCUUUUCGCACUGCGUGUUAGGCGUUAUCGAGGAAAAGUUUUACGAACCUCCGCUGGAUCCAACCGUUCUAAUUAAAGUGGCGGAAAAAGAGGACGAUUCCGAUAACUUUGAGGUACUUUCUAAGAAGAUCAUCAAACCAUGGCCGAAUACGUAUGCAUUUACCAAAUCUCUCUCGGAAGAGAUAGUGCGGCGUUACAAAACCAAGCUUCCGGUAGCAAUCAUUAGGCCCUCUAUUAUUACAACAACCAUGGAAGAUCCAAUUCCCGGCUGGACGGAUAACCUGUACGGUUUCAAUGGAGUCGUUUGUGGCGCUGCAACCGGUGUGCUGCGAAUAUUUCACAUCCACAUGCACUAUAAGGCCAGUAUAGUGCCGGCAGAUACAGUCGUCAACUCAACACUAGCCGUCACCUGGUAUUCGGCCAACCACCGCGAUGAGGAAAAUGUGUUCAAUUGUACUACCGACGAUAAUCCGGUCAGCUGGCAUGAAACUCAGCUACAGCUGGAGGAAUGGAAAGAUCGUAUCCCGUUCGAUAAAUCCCUAUGGAUUACGACCUACAACACGACACGCUUCAAGCUGGUGGCGGACAUUUUGUCCAUCUUCUAUCACUUGAUACCAGCGUUCUUUUUCGAUGCCGCGCUGAAACUGCGCGGCCAAAAACCUCAGGUACUGAAACUUUACCGAAAGGUGCAUCGAUUCUCCGCGGUGUUGCGCUUCUUCACCAACAACGAGUGGUGCUUCCGUACUGGGCGUAUGCGUCGCGUCCUGAACGCAAUGGCGUCCGAGGAUCAGCAGUUUUUUCCCUGCGAUGCAAAAGCAAUCCAGUGGAACGAUUUUCUAGACCACCAGAUAAAAGGGCUGCGGCUGUACCUGAUGCGUGAUCCGUGGAGUACCGUGGAGAAAUCGCUAAGGCGCCACCGGCUGCGAAUCUUUAUACACUGGUGUUUGAUUGGAGUUCUGUACGCCGGUUUGUUGUGCGUGGUCGUAAAAUUGUUGCAUGCAUAUGGGUUAAUUGAUUUUGAGGGUUUGCGGGAAAACAGUGUUGAGGAGUGUUUGGCAGAGGAAGUUGUUUGAAGAAACGAAUGGUUGAGGUAUUGUAGGAUGAUCAAAGAUUUUAGUCAUCAGGAGUAAAUGAUAUAGGGUUAUGUUUGCUGUAGUUAAGUUAAUAUCUACAUCAUCUACAUGUGAUAAUUCGCACAUUCGCACAUCACUCCUAUUAUAUCUGUGGUAAAUGAAACAAAGCCUUUAAUAAAACAACUAACUGAAUCAUUCUGUA
Anopheles funestus (African malaria mosquito) is the source of this 1917-nucleotide messenger RNA. RefSeq names its product fatty acyl-CoA reductase wat-like. The transcript is spliced from 4 exons. The coding region runs from base 156 to 1715 and encodes 519 amino acids. Gene Ontology annotation, molecular function: alcohol-forming very long-chain fatty acyl-CoA reductase (NADP+) activity. The record is from RefSeq and is a predicted model, not a curated record. Lineage: Eukaryota; Metazoa; Arthropoda; Insecta; Diptera; Culicidae. Gene Ontology annotation, biological process: long-chain fatty-acyl-CoA metabolic process. Gene Ontology annotation, cellular component: peroxisome.